Molecule: messenger RNA, 1389 nt
Organism: Miscanthus lutarioriparius
Lineage: Eukaryota; Viridiplantae; Streptophyta; Magnoliopsida; Poales; Poaceae
Source: the annotation of a GenBank genome assembly
AUGGAGCUACCUCCUUGGGCCUCCUUCUUCCUCGGCAUCGUGCUGGCCAUCGCGCUCUUCCUCGUAUCCACUCUCCACCGCUGCUGCCGCCAGAACCCCUCUCGCAAGUACAACCUCCCACCAGGCCCUCGACCAUGGCCGGUGAUCGGCAACAUGAACCUGAUCGGCCCACUCCCGCACCGGUCUGUCCACGAGCUCUCCAAGCGCUACGGGCCGCUCAUGUCCCUCCGCUUCGGCUCCCUCCCCGUCGUCGUCGGCUCGUCCGUCGACAUGGCCAGGUUCUUCCUCAAGACGCACGACCUGGCGUUCAUCGACCGCCCCAGGACCGCGUCCGGCAGCGCGGCGCGGCUGAGGUCGCAAGAGCACGUCCGGGCGGCGGAGGUGCGCGCCAUGCUGCGCGAUCUGUAUGCCGCUGGGCCGGCGGCGCUGGUGCGGCUCAUGGACCACCUGUUCCAGCUGACCAUCAACGUGAUCUCGCUCAUGGUGCUGGGCAAGAAGCACGCCGUCGGCGUCGACGGCGACGGUAGCUGGCUGGAUCCGCAUGGGCACGUCAGGAGGUUGAAGAGGCUUAGGGAGAUGUUCGACCAUUUCCUGGACAAUGUUGUGGACGAGCACAGCGAGCGGCGGUGGCGAGAGGGCGAGGAGUUCGUCGCCGCGGACGCGGUUGACCUGCUGCUGGAGCUCGCCGACGACCCCAACCUCGAGGUCCCGAUCCAGCGAGAUGGCGUCAAGGCAUUCACGCUGAACCUCCUCGUUGGAUUGCCGGACACGACGUCGGUGACCGUCGAGUGGGCUAUGUCGGAGCUCCUGAGGAACCCCGACGCGCUCGCGUCGGCCACCGAGGAGCUGGACCGCGUCGUCGGCCGUGAGCGCCUCGUUGUCACGGAGGGGGACAUCCCGAGCCUCCCGUACAUGGAGGCCGUCGUGAAGGAGACGAUGCGGCUGCACCCGGUGUCGCCCAUGCUGGCGCCCCGGCUGUCGCGCGAGGACGUUUCCGUGGGCGGGCACGACGUUCCGGCGGGCACGCUGGUGUUCGUGAACGUCUGGGCCAUCGCCCGCGACCCCGCCGUGUGGGGUCGGACCGCCGGUGAGUUCCUGCCGGAGCAGUUCGUCGCGAGCGGCGUGGACGUGAUGGGGCACGACCUGGAGCUGCUGCCCUUCGGGUCCGGCCGUCGGAUGUGCCCCGGCGUCUCGCUCGGGCUGAGGAUGGUGCAGGUGGUGCUGGCCAACCUGCUGCACGGCUACGCGUGGAAGCUCCCAGAUGGCGUCUCCAGGGAGGAGCUGAGCAUGGAGGAGACGUUCGGGCUGUCCAUGCCGCGCAUGGUCCGGCUCGACGCUGUCGCGGAGCCCAGGCUGCCGGGUGCCGGCGCACCUUGUACAGGCAUGUGA